Molecule: messenger RNA, 1509 nt
Organism: Lynx canadensis (Canada lynx)
Lineage: Eukaryota; Metazoa; Chordata; Mammalia; Carnivora; Felidae
Gene: SNX31
Product: sorting nexin 31
Exons: 14
Coding region: 22-1341 (439 amino acids)
Biological process (GO): intracellular protein transport
Cellular component (GO): early endosome
Molecular function (GO): phosphatidylinositol binding
Source: RefSeq, a predicted model, not a curated record
UUCCCCGCCCCCGCUAGAGCCAUGAAGAUGCACUUCUGCAUCCCGGUGUCCCAGCAGCGGCCGGACGCGCUGGGGGGCCGCUACGUGCUGUACUCCGUGUACCUGGACGGGUACCUCUUCUGCAGGGUGCGCUACAGCCAGCUGCACCGUUGGAACGAACAGCUGAGGCGGGUCUUUGGAAAUUCCCUGCCACCCUUUCCACCAAAGUACUAUCUCGCAAUGACCGCAUCCAUGGCUGACGAGAGAAGGGACCAGUUGGAACAGUAUUUGCAGAAGGUAACCAUGGACGCAAACAUGUUGAGAAGUGACGUCUUCAUUGACUUUUUAAAACUCGUACAGCUGGACACAUUUAGCAUCACGACCAAGACAGCGGCUCUGGAUAUAUUUCUGCCUGAUGGAAGGAAUAUUCAAAUCGAAAUUCUAACAUCAGAUACUGCUGAAAGAGUUCUAGAGGUGGUGUCACACAAAAUUGGACUGUGUCAGGAGCUCUUGGGCUACUUUGGCCUCUUUCUCAUUCGGUUUCGCAAAGAGGGCAAGCUCUCUGUCAUGAAAAAACUGGCGGACUUUGAACUCCCUUAUGUGAGUCUCAGAAGUGCUGGAAUGGAAAACUGCAAGGUUGGACUCCGGAAGUGGUACAUGGACCCAUCCCUCGACUCCAUGCUGAUGGACUGCACAGCAGCCGUAGAUUUGAUCCAUAUGCAGGCACUACAGGACAUUGAACAAGAAUGGGCCAAACCCACACAGGCGCAGAGGCAGAAAUUAGAGGCUCUCCAGAAAGAAGACAACCAAACAAAGUUUUUGGAGCUGUCCCAAGAGGUACGGCACUAUGGAUACCUACAGCUGGAUCCCUGUACCUGUGACUACCCGGAACCAGGCUGUGGGGCCGUCCUUUCUGUCGGCAAUGAUGAGAUCAGCUGCUGCAUAACCCUGCCUGAUAACCAGACCCAGGAAAUCAUCUUCCAGAUGAGCAGAGUGAAGUGCUGGAAGGUCACUUUCCUCGGAACUCUGCUGGAUGUGGAUGGACCUCAGCGAACUCUCAACCAGAACUUAGAGCUCAGAUUUCAGUAUAGUGAAGACAGUCAUUGGCAAUGGUUUGUUAUUUACACCAAACAGGCUUUUUUGCUGAGUAGCUGCUUGAAAAAGAUGAUCUCAGAAAAGACGGUAAAGCUAGCUGCAGAGAAUCCAGAAAUGCAGAUUGAAGUUCCAGAACAAGGCAAAAGUAAAAAAUGCCACAUUCAACAAAGCCAGAAAGACUCUUCUCGUUUUCCACCAAGGAAAAGCAAGAUUGAGAUAGCCAAAGCUGACUGUGUUUUUGGGACCAUAAAGGAAGAAGAUCUUUGAUGAGAAACUCUCACUUUUAAAAAUGUCCUUUAGGGGCUGUCUCGACAGUGAAAGAGCUCAGGAAUUGAAAGUGGGCUUCCUAGCAUGAGUGGAAGAAGUUAAACUCCUUCCCAUUUUCUUCUGACGUUAAGAUGGCAGUGUUGACCAAGAGUACUUCAGAACUCUGUU